Brachypodium distachyon (stiff brome) is the source of this 3105-nucleotide messenger RNA. Its product is annotated as ethylene-responsive transcription factor ERF019. NCBI's taxonomy places the organism in Eukaryota, Viridiplantae, Streptophyta, Magnoliopsida, Poales, Poaceae. The record is from RefSeq and is a predicted model, not a curated record. Gene Ontology annotation, biological process: regulation of DNA-templated transcription. The transcript has 9 exons. The coding region runs from base 127 to 825 and encodes 232 amino acids. Gene Ontology annotation, molecular function: DNA-binding transcription factor activity; DNA binding.
CCACACACCUAAACCAGCAACCACCCCUACCUGCACUCCCAGUCUAGAACAUCAGCAACGCAGCAAAGGAUUCAGAGCAAGCAUCGAAGAACGGCGUUCACUGACUGCUAGUUUGCGAAACACAGAAUGGUGAAGGGCGCGCAGCAUGACGCACUGGGCAACGGCAAUGCGUCGUCGGCCGCGGCGAGGCAGGGGAGGCAGCACCAGCAGCAGCAGUACAAGGGCGUGCGGAUGCGGAGCUGGGGCUCGUGGGUGUCGGAGAUCCGUGCGCCGAACCAGAAGACCCGCAUCUGGCUAGGCUCCUACUCCACCGCCGAGGCCGCCGCCCGCGCCUACGACGCCGCCCUGCUCUGCCUCCGGGGCUCCGCCGCCGCCGCCGACCUCAACUUCCCCGUCCGCCUCCCCUUCCACCUCCCCGCCGCCGCCAUGUCGCCCAAGUCCAUCCAGCGCCUCGCCGCCGCCGCCGCCUCCUCCAAUGCCAAUGCCGCCUCCUUCAUCCCCUUCCUCCAUGAUGCCGGCCAUGGCGCCAUGGCAGCUUCCUCCGCGUCCAUGUGCAGCUCCCCCGAGACCGCCAACAACAACGGCAACGACAACGACAACGCGGAGCACGAUGACGAGAUGACGAUGAUGAUGCGCGGCGGCGACAUGGACUACGGCGCGCUCGCGGACAUCGACGGCUUCUUCCCGUCGCCCAAGUGCGCGGGCUACGGCAUGAUGGAGAUGGACCCGUGCAGCACGUUCUUCGCGCCGGCGCCCGCCGCGGCGGCCGAGUGCUGGGAGGAGGAAGGUGAGAUCAGCCUCUGGAGCUUCUCCUCCUUCAACUGAUCAAGCUCAACCCGCAAACGCCAACCAAGGCGCGCCAUGGAAGGUCAAGCUAGCCACCCUCCGGUGGUGAAAUCACCAUUAAUUCGAUAAUUAAGCAAUUCAAUACUGACAGAUUAAUUACUGCCGCUACGUGAUCGAUCAAGAGUCGGUCACGAGGUACAAUAAUCGGGUACCAUGAUUAUUUUCUUAUUUCGUGGUACCGAAAAUGAUUAAUUAUUAUUUUAUAUUCAUGUAUCUGCUGGUAAGUGGCACUAGUGUUAGUGUACUAGGCUAAUUAUGCAUUAGUUUGUGGGGGGAGCUCUGAUGGAGCUACAUGUUUUAAGGCAGCUUUCCAUGGAGCUAACUUCCCUCAACUCACAUGGCAUGCAGACUAUGUGUUGAACAUGUGUUUUUCUGCAAGUUCAAGCAAUGUAUCACUCUACAUGUUUUAAGGCAGCUUUUAGUUUCCAUGCACACGGAGCUAAUGAACUCCGGUCUCAAUUGUAUGCUACCUGUAAAAGCUUUAUUCUUUUUUUCCCCUGCAAGAGCAAGUAAUAAUGGAUUAUGCUGUACUCAUAUUCAUAUACUUCUGUCCAAAGCAUUGUCCUCUUACUAGUGUCGUUGCGGUACGUAUGAUUGUAUCUAGUCCACGCAGAAUUUCUGGGAUCCUCCUAAAUAAAUUUACAGUGUGGGUCUCUCUUGCUUGUCUUAAUUCUUAGCAAAUUUUCUAAUUCGUGCUAGAAUUGAACUGUUCACUGAAUUCGUGUGAAUCUGGUCUUAGCUGUGAGAUGCUCGCUGCAGUCAUUGUCAAGGAGGGUGCGUCCGGUCAAAAGCAACAUAGAGUUUCCUCUCGCUGUCGUGUAAAACAGCUGGCUAUAUAUAUUGCAGAUUUGCAGAAGAUUAACCGGAGCAUCCACCGGACGAGAAAGCAACGCUGCCCGGCUUUAAAAACAAAACAAAGAAGGAUAUCCGGGUUGCUAUUUCGCAUUGAUCCAUGCGCGUAACCUGCCGAACAGAGAUGUAUGCGCAUAACCUGCAGAACAGACAUAUACUAGUGCAGUUUCUACCUAUAUAAAAAUAGUCAUUUCUUGCUCAGGCCGUUGCAUAGCAUCAAGCCUGCCGUCACUCCGUCUACAGUGGGUCGAAAAUGCCUGUCCUCUGUAUUGAAGCUUGCACUUGGACAGAUGCAAUCUCCAAAUCUGAAAGUAUACUCGAUUGAUGGUUCGAAAACAUCCCACGGACUAUCUUUUUUCCAGACUAGUCGAUGUGGAUGAACAAAUUUACGUUCUCUUAUAAUCCGUUGGAAGAAUUGAUGGCGCAGCGAAGCGCUCAAUUCCUGCUAGUAUACUGAAAAAAAAAUCAAACAAUGCACUCCUAUGAUCCUAUCUGAAUCUCAGAAUCUGUAACUGUUCCGGUUCGGGUCCCGACUCCCGACCCUGUACGGCUCUACGUGACCCGCAUCGCCCAUAGCCGCAUCCGCAUUCGCGCAUCUGCAUCCGCAUCCGAGACGCUGCCCUACUCCCCCUGCCAGGCUACCAGCAGCAGCUUGGGCUUCCCUACUCUUCUCGUGUCGCCGCCGCGAGCCAUGGGAUACUCCAAGGACGAACUCCUCGCGCGCCUCGAGGAGCUUAAGAUUGAGUUUACGUGCUAUGGUCACCCGGCUGUGUUGACAGUCGAGGAACAGGCCAAACAUGUGGGGAAUUUUGGAGGUGCUUUGAGUAAAAAUCUACUUUUGAAGGACAAGAAGCACCGGUUGUAUAUUGUUUCUGCACUUGCUGACACCAAAGUUGACAUGAAAAGUCGGUGAAUUUACUGAUGAUCACAUUUUUUUGUUGCUUAUAUAUAUGGGCAUCAUGUCGAUUAAUUUUGUUUUCUCUGAAACUACCAGUUCUUUCCCAGCGUCUUGGUUUGGGAAAAGGUGGUCUACGAAUGGCUCCUGAGGAAAAUUUGCAGCAAGUACUUCAGGUACCGUUAGGGUGUGUUACUCCAUUUGCGCUAUUUAACGAGUCCGCAAGUGCUGUUUCACUAUUACUGGACCAAGGGUUUAAGUCUAAAACGAGCUGCUACUUCCAUCCACUAACAAAUGAUGUGACUAUUGCUCUCAACUCAAGCAACCUGGACAAGUUUCUCAUCUCAAUUGGGAAGGAACCAGCUUAUGUAGACUUGGAGGCCUCACCAGCGGUAGGUAAAGAUAAUCCUCCUGAUCUAGCAGAUUUCGUGCCGUCUGGUGCCCUAAAUUCAUCAGAACCAGUUGAGAACAUGACACCUACACCUGCUCCUCAACGCAAUAACGUGCCCAAA